ACACACUCCUUAUAGAGCCACAAUAGAGAUACCCAUACACACCAUGUCGUUUAAUAAUCCAUUUGAUACUGAUUUAGAAAGCACACGCACAAACCAAUCCUACAAAUACCAGGAUUUUCCUGAGUUUGAUAGUUUGACUACCACCAUUGAGAAUCAACUUCAUCAUAUAAACCACAGUUUGAUUUCCAAGAUCAAAGAAGAUUUGGUUUCGUAUGAACAUGGUCAGAUUGAGCUUGGAGAUGCAUUGAGUAAACAGUUCAAGAAGACUACUGAGAGUUUCAAAAAGGUUAAUGAGGUAGUUAAGCUGAUCAACCUGGUGAUCUCGGAUAAGGAGCGGAAUAAGGAAGAUGUUGAAGUUAUUGGAUAUUUACGUCAGCGAGAACUGAUUCAGAUCAAGUUAAUUAAAGACGCAUUGAUCAACUUCAAGAAUUUGCAAAAGAGAUAUGAAAGUUUAACUGGUGAGCACCAAGAAGAAUCUCGAUCACAAGAAGAACAAAUUUCUGCACAACAACAGCAACAACAGCAACAGCAGCAGCAGCAGACACAAGUGCAGAUCACAUACGAGCCCAUAAAUGCAGAAGAGCUAGAACAACAAUCACUUUUAAUUCAACAGCGAGAACGUGAACUUCAACAAAUCCACACCGAUACCCUUGAAAUCAAUGAAAUAUUCACCAACUUAUCCUCGAUUAUCCAAGAACAACAAUUUCAAGUUGACUCCAUUGAAAAUAAUAUCUUCAGUUAUAACACAAAUGCACAUCAGGCUUCUAAUGAGUUACAUCGAGCUGAACGUUACCAACGUAGGCUGAAUGGGCGAAUGUUGUGUUGUUUGGUGAUUUUAAUUGGUGUUACUGCAUUUAUUAUAUUACUUGGAAUAAUUAUAUAGUCUCUAUACUUGCCAAUAAUUUACGCAUCCGUCAUCUCCACCGGUGAUUAAUAUCUCCUUAUCAUCUAACUUUCCCCAUAAUAUACAAUUGACUUCGCUCACACCAUGACUUGCUUCAUGGGUAGCUUCAACUUCCCAGGUGCCGUCAACUUCCUUAUAUACUACAAUCUUACCAUCAGACCCACAUGAAGCUAUUUUACCUGUAGUGGCAGACCACGAGAGGGAAUAGAUAGGGAAGGCAUGUGCUUGUGGAAGUAUACACUCUUGUUCCCAGACCAUCUCUUUAUUAUGUCUAAUUGAACUUGGUAAUUGUUUGUCGCUAUGUUCAGGAACGGUGCCAACCCAGACUCUCACAGUUAAAUCAUCACUUACUGAAGCUAAUCUUAUUUUAUCUGUAGGAGUAGCUGGAUUCUCAAAAGCACAACUCCAGACAGUACCUUCGUGGCCAUUCAACACACCCACGCAUGCAAACUCAUCGUCGUCAUCUUCGGCAUAUAUUCUUAUAGUAUCAUCAUAUGAACAACUAGCCAAGAUAUUUCUUGUAGAAUGCCAGCAUACGUAUUUAACAUCAUGUUCAUGAUCAUUCAACACGGCAAUACAUUCAAACUCUUCAAGAGUCUCUUGAUCAGUUUCCCAUAUCCACACCGUCUUAUCUCUUGAACACGAGGCAAGAAGGUUACCCUGAUGAUUCCAAGCUACGCUCUUGACUUCAUUUUCAUGACCUUCAAUCAACGCCAUUAAGUUCCAUUCAUUGUUAGGAUCACAUAUUAUCCUUUCAUGAUCGGACUCUGACUCGACGUCAGCAUAAAAUUCCGGCUCAUCGAUCCCCCAAAUUGAUAUGGUGGAAUCAAAUGACCCAGCUGCCAAUACAGGCAAGUCGAAGUUGUCCAAUGGUGGUUUGAACGCUAUCGAUCUGACAGAUCUCGUAUGAGUCUUUUCAAGAAUUGUAAGCAAGUUAUGGUGCGAUGUUAACGAGUAAAUCUUGGAUGUUUUAUCCUGGGAGGCAGUGGCUAUGAGUGGGAGGGUAGCAUGUGUGGUGAUUGACCAUAUUGGGCCAGUGUGGGCUUGUGUAGAGUGGAGAAGUUGCAUGGGUAUGGUAAUUGGUGAUAGUAAUUGUGUUGCCAGAAAUAUUUAAGCU
Messenger RNA from Spathaspora passalidarum NRRL Y-27907, 2021 nucleotides. RefSeq names its product SNAP receptor (gene PEP12). Gene Ontology annotation, biological process: intracellular protein transport; Golgi to vacuole transport; vesicle fusion. The coding region runs from base 44 to 883 and encodes 279 amino acids. Gene Ontology annotation, cellular component: membrane; endomembrane system; SNARE complex. Lineage: Eukaryota; Fungi; Ascomycota; Pichiomycetes; Serinales; Debaryomycetaceae. The transcript has a single exon. Gene Ontology annotation, molecular function: SNAP receptor activity; SNARE binding. The record is from RefSeq and is a predicted model, not a curated record.